GCAACAGGCACCAUUUUUUCAUUAACAGCCUGUAAAAGUUGUCAAGCAAAACACAAAGUUGCCUUACUGAUUUUUCAUUAAUCAAAAUCAAAAGAAAAUUAUAAUCCGAGAAACAUAAAACUUGCAAACGGACCAGAAGCAGCUGUACGAACGUAUCAGAAACAUAUUCCAGCGCAGAAAGCACAUUUUAAGCAAGCACAAAGAUGGAGAAUAACGAGGCGCCCGCACCUUCCGGUUCCAACAACAAUGAUUUUCCCAUACUUCCGCCGCCGCCGAAUGCGUCGUCACCCAACUACAACAUCUACAACGACCCGGCCAACAGCAACAACAAUGCCGCACAGAAACGCCUGCAGCAGACACAGGCCAAAGUGGACGAAGUGGUGGGCAUAAUGCGCGUCAAUGUCGAGAAGGUGCUCGAACGUGAUCAGAAGCUAUCGGAGCUGGGCGAGCGAGCCGAUCAGCUAGAACAGGGUGCCUCACAGUUCGAACAGCAGGCGGGCAAACUGAAGCGCAAACAAUGGUGGGCCAACAUGAAGAUGAUGAUCAUUCUCGGCGUCAUUGCCGUCGUCUUGCUGAUCAUUAUAAUAGUGUGCGCUUUGCCCUCCGGCAGCAGCAGCAGCAGCGAUCACGCCACAAAAUCCGUAAGCGAGGCACCCCAUUAGAUGGAGUCCCAACAAGCAGAAGCAACCUGGAAUCGAAGACAACGAACAGCAACUGUGUGGCAAUUUCUGUUAGAGGAAUUGCUGCUGCCUUCUUCGCAUUGGCCUUAAGCGCAACAAUUCAAUUCAAUUUAACACAAUGAAAACUGUGUCUAAAACAAAAAAACAAAAAUUACAAAAAAAAAAAAGAAUGCAACCAACAUAAAACACUUAACACAGAUUGUUAUUUAUAUACACUUUAAUCCUAAAUGUAAAAAAAA
This is a messenger RNA of Drosophila navojoa, 919 nucleotides long. RefSeq names its product Vesicle-associated membrane protein synaptobrevin (gene Syb). Gene Ontology annotation, biological process: vesicle-mediated transport. NCBI's taxonomy places the organism in Eukaryota, Metazoa, Arthropoda, Insecta, Diptera, Drosophilidae. The record is from RefSeq and is a predicted model, not a curated record. Gene Ontology annotation, cellular component: membrane.